Aspergillus sclerotioniger CBS 115572 is the source of this 1191-nucleotide messenger RNA. Its product is annotated as Zn(II)2Cys6 transcription factor. NCBI's taxonomy places the organism in Eukaryota, Fungi, Ascomycota, Eurotiomycetes, Eurotiales, Aspergillaceae. Bases 82 to 1191 code for a protein of 369 amino acids. Gene Ontology annotation, molecular function: DNA-binding transcription activator activity, RNA polymerase II-specific; zinc ion binding. The transcript has 6 exons. Gene Ontology annotation, biological process: regulation of transcription by RNA polymerase II. The record is from RefSeq and is a predicted model, not a curated record.
CUACCACCUACCGCCAGCUUCCUGCUCUAUAUCUAGUGCGGAUUAUUUUUUCCUCACUACUGCCGCUUGAAUGUCUUGAAUAUGGUCGAAUCCCCUGAAAAGCGACCACGCCCACGGCGGCCGAAGCAGAAAGGUUGCCAUGAAUGCUCCCAGCGUCGGGUGAACUGCGACAGGAAGGAACCGACGUGUGGGAAAUGUGAGGCGAAAGGGAUUGAGUGCUCAGGACUGGGGAUUCGGGUUCGGUUUUGUCAUGGCGUUGCCUCGCGGGGGAAGCUGGUUGGGAGGGACGCUUCUGGGGAAAAGUUACCCUGUCAAACAGACAUACCGUCGAGUUCCUCUUUGCGUCGCGAUCCGUCCGCCAUCCCGGCCGUGAUCGAUCCCCUGGCUCAGUGGGAACGUAUCUUGGUGGACUAUUUCAAUAAGACCAUCGCUCCCAACAUGAUCGCCGUCGACGGCGAAGCCAACGGCUACCGCACCCUCAUCCUACCGGCGGCGGAACUCUACCCCUGCGUCUUGAAGGCUGUCCUCGCAUCCUCAGCGCAUCACAUCGCACUCCGAGUCGCCCCCGACCACCGCUCCGAGGCCGUGGUGCGCGCUCAUGAACUCUACACCGACGCCAUCAGCGCCCUCCAACAGCUGACCACCGCGCCAACCACCACCCACACUCCCAAUGCAAUCACCUCUCUCGUUCUACUCAUUUGUACCAUGAUCACAGGCAGUGAGGAUUUUCCGUUUCUCUUUCGAAUGCUCUCUGCCUCGUUAUCCGUUGUCAAUCUUGGCCAUGACGACCAGCUCGGUCCUCCUCUCUACCAUUUCCUCAAUAUCCAGAUGCAAAAAUUCAAACUAUACGCCCGGCCAUUCCUCCUCCCUGCCAACGACAUCCCACAACCCACAGACACCCUUCUCACUGACGGCCUAGCCUGUCUCCUGCUCUGUUCACGCCUCCACCCCGAACACUCUGCCCGACUUAUCCAAGCAUCCCAGCUCAUCCAAAUCGCCAGUGAGCUGUACGGACGCCGCGCAUGCGGGGAGGAACUCGAUUCCCAAUCCUCGACUGAACUCGUCGAGCAGUUCAUCAACACCCUCGUUGACUACCGCUCCACUCAGAGCCUUCCUGGCCGCUACACUCCGCGAGCACUACGAUCGCACGGGGUUUGGGAAUUUACAGGCCGCUUUGCGUGUGUUGGAUGA